AUGGAUGUCGAUUUAGAAAAAAGAACUAAAGUUUCACGAGCUUGUGAUUAUUGCAAGAAAAGAAAAUUUAAAUGUUCAGGAGUAUCUCCAUGUGAAUUAUGCACAAAAAAGAAUAUACAGUGUGAGUUCAGCAUUAUUGAUCGACGUACAAUCCGCCGCAAGAAUAAAAAACGAACUGUACGAAAUAAACCAGUAACCAAUACCAUCAUAGGAUCUCAUAAAAUUAGUAAAGAUAACGAUGAUAAUGAUCAAAUCGAUAAACAAACUUUAAAAUUGUUGACUAAAAAAUCUAAUGUUCCCGAACAACUUCAGCCAUUGUUAACAUUUCCAUUACACAAAUUGGACAAUAAACUAAACGAAGAAGAACCAGAGGAAGACAAUGAUCAAGAAAAAAAUGAAGAACGGGAACACCCACAGAGUAACAUAUCACUUCCAUCUGGGUCCAAUUCAGGGUCUUACAAUCCUCGAAAUCCUAACCAUGAUGGAAAAGAGAGUAACAAAAGUAAAGGUAGAGUCUUUACAACCAAUGCUACAGGGUUCAAUAUUGCAACAACAACAACAGACGAAAGAGCAGGCGGAGGCAAUCAACAAUCGUCCUCGAUGCCAAAGAAAAUAAUUAUCACAAGAGAACGUUACCCCCCUAAAGUAUUAUAUGAUGGUGAAGGUAACUUGAGAUAUUUUGGAGAAAGCUCACCAUUGUCUUUUCUUUUCCAAUGUCGUAGUGUUUUUGUUGAUAAAAUUGGAGACUCAAAUUUCACAUUAGAAAAUAACGAUUCAUUGGAAGUUAUUGAAGAUUCUGAUGAAUCUUACGAAGUAAUACAAGUUGCCCUUCCUAGCCGUCAAAUAUUGGACGACAUUAUCAAAAUUUUUUAUAGAAACAUUCAACAGGCAGUCUAUUUUGUAAAUAUUGAUUUCUUCAAAACCCAAGUUAUUGAUCCAGUUUACGAAAAUUAUAGUGACUGCACACCAGGUAAAAUUGCCCUUGUCAAUCUAGUUAUCGCAGUUGGAUUAUUAUACGCUGAAAACACAAACGAUCCAUUAGUGAACCUUUUGCAAUCGCCAACUAUGCGAUCAUCAGCCUAUUUUGAGUUUGGGUUCUUUUUAGCUAAAAAACAUAUGACCAAAGGUGAAUUAUGGAUAACCGAGGCAUUUGCCUUGGCAUUUUGUUAUUACACUUCUAAACAACAACGUAACUCGGCUUGGCUAAUGUUAGGUAUGGCAAUUCGAAACGCACAAGCAUUAGGAUUGCACAGAAAAUUCAUAAAUGAGUCAUUUAGGGAUCAUAAUUAUAGAACUCAUCGAAGAAGGCUAUUUAAAUCCUUGUAUAUGCUAGAUCGCAUUCAUUCAGUAUUACUAGGUCGUCCAUUGAUCAUUGAUGAUUAUGACUGGGAUGACUUUGAUAGUGAAGAUAUUUAUGAUCUUGAUUCGGAUAAAAACCCAAUAAAAGAUCCACGAUUCGAAUGCAUAAUACAAGCAUGCAAAGUGUCAAAAUUGACUGGGAAGGUAAUACGAAAUUAUUAUCUAGAUGGAAUAAUCAAUCCAUAUAAAGCAGAAAAAUUGGCAAUAGAACUAAAGUUGUGGUCACUCAGCUUGCCUGAAUACCUUCAGAUUGAUAAAAUUUUCAGACCAGAGACUGUCAAUAAAAUGCCAUUAUUAACUAUGCACUUGUCACAAUUAUAUUCCAUUGUAUUGUUAUGUCGACCAUUUUUCAUGUUUGUUAUAAUGAAUAAAAAGCACAAAAAACAUUCCACUAAGAAAGCUAAUGGCGAAAAUUUACAAAAGAGACCCAAAACAAGAUUAGAGACUUCAAUGUGUAAUUUCUGUAAGGCAACCACCAAGUCAUCGACAUUAAUCAUUCAAAUGGUUGAGAACUAUAUAAUUUCAACUAAUAAGUUAAAGUCGGCAAGAGCUGAACUGAAUGGGUUGAUACAUACUUGUUUAAUGGCCAGUUUAAUUGUUGGUUUAUCGAUUUUAUUCCUUGAAAAUAAUGGAUAUAGUAUUGAAGAUGGAUAUUCAUCAAGUCAGUUAAUGAAAUAUUUAAAUUCAUCAAAACAGAUUUUCAAAUUUUUUGAUAGAGUGAACAAUGCAUUAUCAAUGAAAUUUCAUAAUAUAAUUGAAAAAAUGCAAUUGGCAUUGAUGAAUAAAUUCAAUCUUGACGUCAAUGGUGAUAGGAUUAUCAAUUUGAAUGAGAGUCAACAAGGACAACAUACACAUGACAUAGUACCACAAUCGCAACCAACGGUGCCACCACCACCACCACCAUCACAAUCGCAACCACAACCACAACAAACUCAACCUAAUGGAAACAUAGCAAAUUAUAAUUCCAACUAUAACAACCAAGAUAAUACUACAAUGAAAGCGGAGGUGGUAACAAAUCUACCUACUUCAUUCAACGAAGAUUAUGAUAGAUUUAUUGAUACAUUUGGUAACUUGCCGAAUUUUUAUUCUUCAAAUCAUAAUUAUGGCAAUAACUCACACCAAUACCAAACGAAUGGUGUUGAUUACUAUAAUGCCAACAAUUACCACAACAAUGCACAAAAACAUAAUGGUAAUAAUUAUAGCAAUCAUGCAAUGAACCAUCUGCCAGAAUCUGUGACUAGUUCCACAAAUUUAUCUUCAUCGAGUAGUAGUUAUUCGAAUCCGACUUAUCAUCAAGACCCAACCAAGAAUAAUUUGACAACAGAUUCAUUAGAUGUGUUUAUGUAUAAUGUCGAAUUGAGUGAUAUUUUAUACGAUGUGAAACCUAAUUGA
Messenger RNA from Candida dubliniensis CD36, 2751 nucleotides. It is a transcript of the gene ZCF15, whose product is annotated as Zcf15p. NCBI's taxonomy places the organism in Eukaryota, Fungi, Ascomycota, Pichiomycetes, Serinales, Debaryomycetaceae. Gene Ontology annotation, biological process: DNA-templated transcription; regulation of DNA-templated transcription. The transcript has a single exon. Gene Ontology annotation, molecular function: DNA-binding transcription factor activity, RNA polymerase II-specific; zinc ion binding; DNA binding. Bases 1 to 2751 code for a protein of 916 amino acids. The record is from RefSeq and is a predicted model, not a curated record.